AUGUCGGAACAAAGUAAGGACUUGAGCGACCCUAACUUUGCACCUGAUGCCGCCAACUCCGAGGUGCAGGAGAGCUCUGAGAUUCCGGUGGGGGUCCCUCCUCCCACAUCUCCAGCCGCGAUCGUCGCAGAGGCACCAGAAGCUCCUGAAGGCCCUAUGGCAGCCCGGCAGGCCUCGCCGCCGCCUCCAGAAAGGUUAGAAGAUAUUGACCCUAAGAUUCUGGAGCAGGCCAUAGAGGAGGGCCGCGCCCACAAUCCCGAUAGCCCGGUCCGUCAGCUGCCAACACCACCCGCCCCGGCCCAGGUGGUGCAGAAGGCGCACGAGCUCAUGUGGUACGUGUUGGUCAAGGACCAGAAGAGGAUGGUCCUCUGGUUCCCAGACAUGGUGAAAGAUGUCAUGGGCAGCUACAAGAAAUGGUGCAGAAGCAUCCUCCGGCGCACCAGCCUCAUCCUUGCCAGAGUUUUUGGGCUGCACCUGAGGCUGACCAAUAUCCACACGAUGGAGUUCGCCCUGGUCAAAGCCCUCAGCCCAGCAGAACUGGACAGAGUGGCGCUGAACAACCGUAUGCCCAUGACAGGCCUCCUGCUCAUGAUCCUGAGCCUCAUCUACGUGAAGGGCCGCGGGGCCAGAGAGGGAGCCGUCUGGAAUGUGCUGCACAUCCUGGGACUGAGGCCCUGGAAGAAGCACUCCACCUUCGGAGACGUGAGGAAGAUUAUCACCGAGGAGUUCGUCCAGCAGAAUUACCUGAAGUACCAGCUUGUUCCCCACAGCGAUCCUCCUGAGUACGAGUUCUUCUGGGGGUCCAGAGCCAACCGUGAAAUCACCAAGAUGCAGAUUAUGGAGUUCCUGGCCAGGGUCUUUAAGAAAGAUCCCCAGGCUUGGCCCUCCCGCUACCGAGAGGCUCUGGAGCAGGCCAGAGCUCUGCGGGAGGCUAAUCUUGCUGCCCACUGCCCCCGCAGCAGUGUCUCUGGUGAUUAG
Messenger RNA from Cricetulus griseus (Chinese hamster), 978 nucleotides. The record is from RefSeq and is a predicted model, not a curated record. Lineage: Eukaryota; Metazoa; Chordata; Mammalia; Rodentia; Cricetidae.